Molecule: messenger RNA, 882 nt
Organism: Closterium sp. NIES-67
Lineage: Eukaryota; Viridiplantae; Streptophyta; Zygnematophyceae; Desmidiales; Closteriaceae
Source: the annotation of a GenBank genome assembly
ACUUCUUUCCCCUCCCCACUGACUUCUUUCCCCUCCCCACUGACUUCUUUCCCCUCCCCACUGACUUCUUUCCCCUCCCCACUGACUUCUUUCCCCUCCCCAAUGACUUCUUUCCCCUCCCCACUGACUUCUUUCCCCUCCCCACUGACUUCUUUCCCCUCCCCACUGACUUCUUUCCCCUCCCCACUGACUUCUUUCCCCUCCCCACUGACUUCUUUCCCCUCCCCACUGACAUAUUUCCCUUACUCUUACAAUUCUUGUUUCCCUUUUUUUCCCAUAAGACGGUGUCUUCCCGCUGUCCCACGGCUACCAUGUUUCUGCACGCUUGUCCCAAUUCUCCCCUCGGCUGUCCCACAGCUAUCAUGUUUCUGCGUGCUUGUCCCUCUCCUUUACUGUCCCACGGUUAUGUUUCCGCGCGCUUGUCCCAUCACUCCACUCGGCUGUCCCACGGCUAUCAUGUUUCCGUGCACGUGUCCCACCCAACCAGCCCUUCCUUUGACCAAUCCCCACGACAACCAAUUCUACUCAACCUCUUCCCCCCCUCCUUUUCUCACAUCUCCCCUGUCGCCCUUCCCCCUUCCCACGUCUCCCCCUUCCCACGUCUCCCUCUUCACACAGCGACCUUUCUCCCUCCCCAAGCUCGUUUCUUCGUUCAGCCUUUCUCGUUGUCUUCCGUCUAAAUGGCUUGUUUUGUUGUGCUGCACCAUCCAAUCCGAUAUCUGGUCUGUUUGUUUUAUUCGCUUUGACAAUCACUGCAUCAGCUUCCUCUCGUAACGCCCCCCCCUUCACAUCCUUCUAAGAUUCACCAAUUCAGGUUCACAGCAACUCGGUUUUAUUUUUUGGACCAGGCACGUGCAGUGUCACUAAACUAGGUAGGCUAUA